CGAGGCGUCAACUGGACAUGUCGAAACCCACAAAACAUCACAAGCCCACGUCGAAGGUCUCCAGCGCGUCUUCGAGGGAAGGCCGCCAGUCCGCAGCGAAACAGAUGCAGGCGUCAAAAAAGCGGUCCAAGGCGCAGGCGCGGAUAUCCAGGGGCCAGGCUGCAGACGUCACUGCACAGAUAAACGGGGAGUUUGCGCAGGUGCAGAGUCUUCUUGGGAACGCUGAACAGCGACCGCAACAAACACAGAAGCCUGCGAAGCUACCUGAGAGUACUGUCCAGGAUCUCGCGGACGUUAUGAAUCUGAGCGGGCUGUAACUGACAACAGCGCACUCCGUUCCAUGACGCAUAUUGUAUACGCCAUUGCGCAUAGCUAUCUGCGGCAGAAACCCCUCCGUCACACCGCCGUGAUCUGCAGCGGUAACUCCCAGUCUGGCGCACAAUGCAUACCAUGUUCCAAAGGUACCUCGUUAUAGAUGUGCAUGCGAAACCCGCGGAACGUGGACAUCGAGACGACGCACUCAAAACAACCGUGUGUACCACUACCCCAACUGCACUAUGGCGGCGUAGACCGCGUCGCUCCGCGCUCACCGCUAGGAUCUCGUAGCUGCAAUCUACAUCUGUGGUCAAUAAUCACUCCUUCUGGC
Messenger RNA from Trametes versicolor FP-101664 SS1, 646 nucleotides. RefSeq lists its product as uncharacterized. The record is from RefSeq and is a predicted model, not a curated record. The coding region runs from base 18 to 317 and encodes 99 amino acids. Lineage: Eukaryota; Fungi; Basidiomycota; Agaricomycetes; Polyporales; Polyporaceae. The transcript has 4 exons.